AUGUCUUCCAAAGUACGACGCAUCUCCCUCGGCGGCCUCCCCGAAGUCCGCGUGGACGACGGCUCUGCCUACCACAAGCCCGCUAUGAGCCCGAGCUCGGACUGCGAAUCCGCCGCAAACAAUGCGAGGCUGCUUGCGAUGGCGGCGCGCGUGCAGGCGCUCGAGGCCAAGGUCGAUGCACUGCACGUCAAGCUCGAUGCGAUCAUCGACCACCUGGGCGUCGACCGUGAUUAG
Molecule: messenger RNA, 234 nt
Organism: Cutaneotrichosporon oleaginosum
Lineage: Eukaryota; Fungi; Basidiomycota; Tremellomycetes; Trichosporonales; Trichosporonaceae
Source: RefSeq, a predicted model, not a curated record